Molecule: messenger RNA, 1050 nt
Organism: Papilio machaon (common yellow swallowtail)
Lineage: Eukaryota; Metazoa; Arthropoda; Insecta; Lepidoptera; Papilionidae
Exons: 1
Coding region: 1-1050 (349 amino acids)
Biological process (GO): telomere maintenance; DNA repair
Molecular function (GO): DNA helicase activity
Source: RefSeq, a predicted model, not a curated record
AUGGGACAUAACCCUGGAAGAGUUCAACAAUUGUGGGAAAAAUAUAAAAAUGAUAUGGCGGAUGAUAUUUUCCACAGAUUGAAAGAACAGAACCCUGAUGCUUCAUACAAUGACUUAAUUUACAAUGACGCGUUAACAAAGGUUGAAGAUCAAGUGAUUACUAUUACUGGAAAAGAUUUAACCGAUUUUGGAAUGAUCAGACCACAAAGAACUAGAGAAGUAAGUAGUGAUUUAAUGCGAGAAUUAGAUUACGAUACUGUUUCUUUGAGGCAACAAAUAUCGGAAGCUCGUCCACUUUUAAAUUCAGAGCAAAAAAUAAUUUUUAACACAAUAAUUCAAAAAGUUGCAAGUGACCAAGGAGGUUUGUUCUUUUUAGACGUUCCAGGAGGCACUGGAAAAACUUUUCUUUUAAAUUCAUUGCUAGCCCAAAUACGUAAAGAUAAAGGAGUUGCUGUUGCAGUAGCUUCCUCUGGAAUAGCUGCUACGCUACUUAGCGGGGGACGAACAGCGCACUCGGUUCUAAAACUACCAUUGAAUUUAGCUCAUGAGGAAAUUCCAAUAUGCAACAUUAGCAAAAGCAGUGAGCGCGGAAGAAUGUUACAGCAGUGUAAGCUGUUGGUUUGGGAAGAAUGUACCAUGUCCCACAAAAGAGCAAUCGAACCACUAGAUCGCACCAUGAAGAAUAUUAAAGGUAAUCAGGAUACCAUGGGAGGGAUGGUUGUACUUUUAGCUGGUGACUUUAGACAGACCCUUCCGGUUAAAGGUACCCCGGCAGAUGAAAUAAAUGCCUGUUUGAAAGCAUCUGUAUUAAGGGUACACGUAAAAAAGUUUUGUCUCACUACAAACAUGAGAGUACAACUUCAUAAUGAUUCUCAAGCAGGGCAAUAUGCCGCUGCUCUUCUAAAAAUCGGAGAAGAUUGUAUGCCAACUGAUAAUAGCGGCAUGAUUACAUUAAGACAUGAGUUCUGUCAAAUUGUCGAUAGCACAGAUGCUACCCAAAGACACUAUUCCACGCGGACGAAGUCGCGGGCACAGCUAGUUUUUAUGUAA